This is a messenger RNA of Sceloporus undulatus (fence lizard), 2839 nucleotides long. It is a transcript of the gene BUD13, whose product is annotated as BUD13 homolog. Gene Ontology annotation, biological process: mRNA splicing, via spliceosome. The record is from RefSeq and is a predicted model, not a curated record. Gene Ontology annotation, molecular function: RNA binding. Gene Ontology annotation, cellular component: RES complex; U2-type spliceosomal complex. Lineage: Eukaryota; Metazoa; Chordata; Lepidosauria; Squamata; Phrynosomatidae. The transcript is spliced from 11 exons. Bases 44 to 2023 code for a protein of 659 amino acids.
UCCCGUCCCGAGCGGCACUUCCGUUUCCGGCCAGUGUGCUAAAAUGGCGGCGUCUGGGCUGUCGAAGGCGGAGUACCUUCGGCGGCGCUAUUUGGGAGGCGAGGAGGAGUCCGAGGCCAAGAAGCGGCGGAGGAGGAAGAAGAAGAAGGAGGAGGAGGAAGGGGCGAAGGAGGCGGCGGUGGGCCGGAUGCGCAUAGUGGAUGACGACGACACAAGCUGGAAAAGCGUUCCUGUGGAGCAGGAGAAAGAGGACGAUGAAGGGGACGAGGGAGACUUGCCUGUGGUGGCAGAGUUCAUUGAUGAACGCCCAGAUGAAGUCAAAUGGAUGGAAGUAUUCCGCACCAGUAACAAAUGGAAGCUGUUGGGAGAGCAAAAUGAAGUGACCCAAAGAACUGACCGUCCUGCUUUUGUAAAAUCAACAAAUAGUUCAGAAGCUGCAAAGCAAAAAAACCCACUACAUUUUCCAGACCAGUCCCCACCUGAGAGAGGCCGCCAUAAUUCCCCAGACCAGUCCCCAACCAGGAGGGGGCGCCAUGACUCUCCAGACCAGUCUCCUCCCAGAAGGGGCCACCAUGAUUUGCUAGACCAGUUCGCACCCAGGAGGGGCCGCCAUGACUCCAAAGACGGGUCUCCAACCAGGAGGGGCCACCAUGAAUCCCCAGACCAGUCCCCACCUAGGAGGGUCCGCUAUGAUUCGCCAGACCAGUCCCCACCUAGGAGGGGCCACCACCACACCAAAAAUGGGUCCCCACCCAGGUGGGGCCGCCAUGAUCCACCAGACCAGUCUCCUCCCAGGAGGGCCCCCCACGAUUCAUCGGAUCAGUCUCCACCCAGGAGAAGCUGCCACAACUUACCUAAUUUAUCUGUUAAAAGGCUCCAUUCUGGAGCAAGCAUAAAUAAUUCUAGACCUUUGAGUGAAGGCCAACAGGAGCGCUUCCCAAAGAAGGACUCUGCCCAUCUGAAGAGGCCGGCUACUCCUGAAGCGUCAGCACCUCGGAAGAAAACACACAGUUCUGAUGCAAACCAGUUGUUUCCUCGGAAACAGCCAUCCUCCCAAGGCUCUCCAGGCCAUAAGAAAUCUCAUCCGAGAGCACCUUCCCCAAGGAAGCGCCAGAGGCACGAUUCUGAUUCUGGUUCUGAUUCCCACUCACUCCCGCGGGGCAAUGCCAGAGCCUCCUCUGACUCAGAUCUCUCCCCACCACGGCCCAGUCGCAACAUGUUGCAAUGGCAAAACUCUCCUUCAGAUCUCUCCCCACCCAGAAGGAAGCACCGUGGGUCUUCGGACUCUGAUUUGUCUCCUCCCCGAAGGGGUCAAGCGGCCUCAAAGAAAACCCACAGAUCCAAGAGUCCUCCUGACCGUUCAUCACCUCAUUGGACUGAGGACUCCAAAGAGAGGAGCAGCAGCCAAAGGGGCCCUCAGAUGCUCUCAGGUGGCAAGGCUGGCUUGGUAUCAGCUGAGUUGCUACGGAGGGAGCAGCAGGAUCUGAAGCGGCAGGGUGGAAGCAGCAGCAAACAUCUGGAAGCUCAAUCGCAAAAUGCCGAAACUGUUUUCCGGGAUAAAUCGGGUCGAAAGAGGGACUUGAAGCAGGAGAGGCUGGAACAGCAGAAGAAAGCAGAAGAGAAAUCUGAGCGAGAGGAGCAGUAUGCCAAGUGGGGGAAGGGCCUCGCACAGAGCAGGCAGCAGCAGCAGAAUAUAGAGGAUGCUGUGAAGGAAAUGCAGAAGCCUCUGGCCCGGUACAUUGAUGACCAAGACUUGGACAAGAUGCUGCGGGAGCAGGAGAGAGAAGGCGACCCCAUGGCCGACUUCCUUAGGAAGAAGAAGGCCAAGGAGAAGAAAGACACAAAAGAAAAGCCAAGGUAUAAUGGACCAGCACCCCCACUCAACAGGUUUAAUAUCUGGCCUGGGUAUCGCUGGGAUGGAGUUGACAGAUCAAAUGGUUUUGAGCAGAAGCGCUUUGCAAGAAUUGCCAGCAAGAAGGCUGUGCAGGAGCUGGCCUACAAAUGGAGUGUGGAGGACAUGUAAGGAAUGAGUGGCCCAUUUGCGACCUGGGAGAACCUGCUCACCACAUUGGAUCUGCUGCCAGGCACAAUCUUCUUUGCCACAGCACUGUCCCUAACAACUCAAAGGGGCUUCAGGCUCCGCCCAGAAGCUCGUGGAAAGGCAGGGAAAUGGCUUCAGCCCGGCAGAAGGGGAAGCUUAUAAGGUUCCUGGGGCAUAGACUGUGCUAGAAGGACUGGAAGAGUCAGUCCUGGUGGAGAUGUCCCAAGUCCAGGGUGAACAGACGUUUUUGACUAGACUGCAACACUUGAAUGAAACAGCUUCUUUGAUCUCGCCAAGCAGGAAGAGAUGUUGCCGCUGACCUUGGCAGGGACCUCUUCAGUGAACCUUCCUUUCAUGCCCAAGUGUGGAAGGUUUGGGCUGUAUUGUUGUGCUAGAUGGGUUUUUGAUGCCCUUAACAGGUUUGCGGUUGGGCACUUGGAGCACUCAGUUAAGUGCAGUGUCUAGUUAGGCGUCCUUGGAGAAAUUGAACAAACGGCCUGCUGUUGAGGGCCUUCUGUUGGAAGUGUACUGAAAAGCUAAAUACAAUGACUUUUUCAUAGGAAUCUGGAUUCCGUGCAGCUCAGGGGACAAGGAUGGGGUGGGGAGGGCUCUUCACAGAUAAUAUUUCUUCUAUCCUUUGCAAUUUGUACGUACAGUUUGUAAAUAACAGCUUUUUACAAAAACAUCACUGGUGUGUGAUAUUUUAAAUGCUAGUGUCAUAUUUUGGUAGCAGGAAAUGAGCAGGAUGACACCUCACUGGCUGGAGCUAUUACAAGUUUUUUAAUAAUGAAGACAUUU